Molecule: messenger RNA, 1800 nt
Organism: Lachancea nothofagi CBS 11611
Lineage: Eukaryota; Fungi; Ascomycota; Saccharomycetes; Saccharomycetales; Saccharomycetaceae
Source: the annotation of a GenBank genome assembly
AUGGCAUCUGAAGAAGCAUGGAUCGACCAAACAACUUAUUACUCAGUCUUGGGACUUACCACCGAUGCAUCGGAGUCUCAGAUCAAAAAAGCUUACCGGAAGAUAGCUAUGGCGAUUCAUCCAGACAAGAACAAGUCCAGCACCGCUGCUGAGAUGUUUAAGCUCGUAUCACACGCUCAAUCGGUACUGACCGACAAGGAAACAAGGCGAGACUACAAUGUCAAGCUUAUAUCUAAGGGUCUCCACACAUAUAUUCCGAAGCGCAGCAAACUUUCCUCGAUGGUGGCAGCAGCAGCGGCAGCAGCAGCGACCGUCAGCAUCUCUCAGAAUCCACGGACUCCUACAUCAUCGCCUCAGAAGCCAAUUCCUCGUUCUAGCCCUGCAAAAAAUACUACUAAUGUCAACUCGUCACUCCCGAAACAUGCCACGCCGCGGCCCCAAACCUCGCUUCCCCGAAGAAGUAAGCCCUACGAGCAACAACCAUAUGGAUUUGGGGUCGAAAAUGAACCUGUACCGAAGAGCCCAAAUUCCAUAGGAUUGUCUACGGUUGGUCGCGACAAGCUGUUCAAGGCCAAAAGUUAUCAACACCAACGUCCUGCCCCUCCGCACGCGGAGGGGCAGGAGUCCAAGCUACGUGGAUCUACUUACAGCUCUCGAUUUGCUGCUACAGCCUCGGAUUUGCAGGAAGAUAAGGAGACAGCUUACGAGAAUUAUGCCUCCAAGCCUUUCCAGGAGGGCAAACGUACCAAAUUCAACGGCGAUAAAAUUGAUAAGGACGAAGAAGAUGUCACAACUUCUCCGUUUCUCAGUAAUUACCAACGUCAUUAUGCUCGAACCAUGCACCAUGACAAAGAGCAAAACAGAAGGUCAACUUCGCCCGUGAAAAAUCAGCCAAACUCAACUGCGGAUUCUUUACAGGAUAUCAAGAAUAUAAUGGAGAGGCUGAAGAUGCCAAAAGAUGGAGUCUCUAAAGUGUCUAAUUCUGAAACAAAGAACGUUCCAUCUAGCUACGUGAAGCCACCGGAACCCUCGAAACAGACUGAGCCAGUCGUAGAUGAAUUAUUUAAGACUGGAUUGAGCGAAAGAAGACAAACUCAUCCUCAGUCGAUUCCUAUCAAAAGAGCAGCCGCAAACAACGGUAAAGUAGAGACACCAAAUGGUGACGACUUUACAAGCAUAAAGCUCAGCGAGCUCGAAAGCGUGCUCCCAAAUGAGAACCAAUUUUUCAAUAUGCAGCAGGUGAGCGACACCCUCGAAGGCGUGCGGAUCAAGAGGCCCAAAACAGAGCGCAAUGAUACGCUCGAGCUAAACGUGGUUAACAGACAGACGUACAUCUCAGAAUUUGCGCAAGAAGUGGCUUUUGAAAGCCUGUCACGACCUGUCAAUGAGCCACUGCCCCGUAUAUAUAAGCCCGAGCCAUUGUCUCUACAAGAACUGGGUGUUGAUGCUUCCAUCGCUCAUACUCCUCUACCUGCAAUUCCAGUACUGCAAAUAAAUUCAGUCGACAGGCACGAAGUUCUGCGGAUGACGCAAAUUAUCAAGAGCUUCCAAAGUGAAACUAACAGAAUAAAGCGCAAAAUCCUGGACGCACUUCUAAGACGUUCUACGGCGGACGACCUUUUCCAAGAUCGGCUUUCUCGUGUCGAAAAUACUGCGAUUCUGCUGCAUUCCAAAAAGUACGAUAUAGAGAUCGCAGAGAGACUUCAGAAACUCCAAGACCGACAACGACUUGUUUCCGACAGCUUUGCUACUCUCAUGAACUCGGUCUACCAGCGCUCACAUGCUCCCAACGGACGCUGA